UGAGAUUUGAGACUGCUGUAAUGAACCUUAAUAAAGUAUUAGUGAGUUUGUACUUCAACAAAAUCAACUCAUACUCAAAAAAUACAAUUAUUAUGUCAUUAGAGUGAAAUCUGUUUUCCCAAAACCAAAACCAAAACCCAAACCCAAACCCAAACCCUCUUCUCAUCAAACUCGGGUUCUUCUUGCUUUAGUUAUGGCGGAAGAGCGAGAUGAAUCAGGAAUUAAAGUUCCAACGAUGGCGACUGCAAUCCCCACUGGUGAUGGCACUGUUUGGGCUGAUGUUUCUCAACUGCUUUCAUCUGCUUGUUAUGAACUUCGUGACGAUGAGUUGAUAUAUGGUGAAAAUUUCAGUCUCUUUGCUGCCAUGUCUGCCUUAGAGAUUAUGGACCCAAAGAUGGAUUCAGGCAUGGACAAUGGCCAAUAUCAUUCCAUUGAUGAAGCCAUUGAGAGCGGCGCUGCUCCUGUUCCACUAAGUUAUGAUAAAACUAUAGAUGUUUUAUGCAUUGUAGAUAUUAUGGAUCACCUUCUUGCAUGUGAGGCCACAUGGCACAAGGGUCAUUCAUUGGCACAAACAAUCUUUUCUUGCAUCUAUCUUCUACGGCUUGAUCGUACUUCAUCACAUCCCUUGUUACAUUCCUUUUGUAGAAUAGUUCGUGCUACGUGCAAUGCUCUUAUAUCCGUUGUUUCAGAAGCACGCACACAUGAAGAAGAAGAUAUGUUUACAAUGGCUUAUGGUCUACCUUUGAGUGGUGAAAAAGACGAAGGGUUCUUAUCUACCCUAAAUGCUGUGGAGGAAACACUAUGUCGACAUCUGCGUACAUGUAAAUCUUCUGUUGCUAAGAAGACAAUGAUUGAAGAACAAGAAUCAUUACAAAAUAAUCCAGAUCUAGAGGAGGGUUUUUGCCGAGCUAUUUUGUGUCGUUUACGAUUUCGUAAGCAUUACUACCAUAUUUUAAUGUGUAUGAAGAAACCCCAAGGCAGAGGCUUUGAGUUGGCAAGAAAACAUAUUUUAUCUUGCUUAUUAGAGGUGGAACACAUGCAAAAGUCUGCGGAUUUUCUUAGAUCUGUAGGAUGCAUGAAGCCCAAAGAUGCAUUACCAGUGGAAACUACUGCAUCUGGUCGUCAUCCUGUUGGAUUUGAUGGCAAUUUAAAUGUCAGAGCAUCAGCUCCUGCUCCUCCACGUGCAAUUAAAACUUUGAGCUGGGAUAUGGCUUUGGAAUAUUUCAAAAAGCUGAUCAGUGAUUUAGAUGUUAUUUGUUCAUUCUCAAUGGACGCAGAUCUAGAAAACAUAUUGCAGUUUAUUGUUGAAUUCCAGAAACUGCAACCAGAUCUUGUUGCCAGAUCUCACCUUCAUGUCUUUUUGAUUCAAGAUGGGAAAUUAUAUGGUCGCAAUCCUAUAUUUCAUGUAAUCUGUAAAGCUUCAACUCUACCUGAUUCCGUGAAGGACCUUGAUAUCCAAAAGAAAGAAGCUAUUGUACAUUUAGGACAGUUUUUAAUCAAUUUGCUCAAAGUCCUUUGUACAAAUGUUGCAUGGCAAAGGCGUAAGCUUGGGAAAGUUUUACAAGAUUGGCGUGUUAUCUAUGUACAGCUGGAACAUGCUUUUCGGGAGGAAUUUGGUGAAUUUUCUGGUAUAAUUAAUGAGAGUGUAGGUAUGAAACUGGCCAGACACAUGCUUAUUUGGGUGGAAGAGCAAACAUAUUGGAUUGCUAUGAGGUUUCUUUCUUUGGGCUUUGAUUUGGAACUAUAUUCCUUCAAUGAGUAUUGCAUGGUAUAUUGGUACCUUUAUGUCAUAUUAGUUAAGCUUGCUGAGAAAACGCAUUUGAAGCAAUUGUCCGCUGCUGACACAGCGGCUAAACGUAAAGGGAAGAAGAAAAAAAACUCGGUGAUGGAUACAAAGGAUUACCACAUUCCACCAGCUGUAAUGUUGCUUCAGUGCUAUAUUUGUCUUGCUGAGGGACUUGCAAUGAUGCUUGCUGCUCUCAGAAAUGAACAAAUGCUCUUCCAGCAUGGAGGCCCUUUUAAUACCGAAUAUGAGAAAUUUAUUCAACACUUCGAGCAUUUACAGAAAGCUUGCCUACCAGAUCACAUUUCCUACCAUUCAUAUAAGGAAUGCACUGACCAAGCUCGACUUUCUACGCUUGUUGUGUAUAAUCACUUCAAGGAAGCUCAGAAAAUAACGAAGGAACUCAAGAAGAGUUUUGCAGAUGACCCCAAAAAAUUGGCUGAACUCCGAUGCAUCGAUCAGGUUGCAGAGCGCAACAGCAUUGCUCUGAAUGUAAUCAACCGUGUUGGAGCUCUCGAUGCUGCUCUUAAGAUCUCGUUAGAUUUUACAUUUCAUCCCAAUUUUGCUGUAGCAGUAGUUAAAAGAUCGUAAUGUUCAUACCUGAAAAAGUUUUGUGUUAUUUACUGCAGCAUUUUGUUGAAAAAAAAUUGAAUGCCUCCAUUAAUUUCAUUGUAGAAGUUUAUACAUCAUAAUUCAUAUUGAUCCAAAAACUUUCAUGUAAUAAUUUAUGCCAAGAUUUUCUCUUGUUAUAGUACAUUUCUAUUUUGACUCACGAAGUCGAUGUGUUGAAAAUGGAAGGACGUACGUUUCUUAGCAGAGCUUGAAAAUUCAAAGUGCCUUGUUGAUCUAAAACAAAUUUAUAAUCACACUUUUUCAAAAACCAUUUUAAAUUUUAAUGAAAAAUAAUUUUGUAAACUAUUAAUUUCUCAAAAUAAAAACAAUAUUGAUAUAAUAAUACAUUUAAAAUAUGUCGAUGAGACCUUUAAAAAUUUACAUAUAUUAUGAACAAUGAGAAAUAUAAUGAUAUAAGGAAUCAUACCAUACAAAUCUAUCAUAAUCGGUGUGUCUAGCUGUGUAGCAACGUCUGGAGUUAGUUGAGAUACAAAUUUUACUCAUACCCCUCCAAAGAGAGGGCAAUGGAGGGCAAGAGAGAUGUGGUCAAAGAGCCUCAAAUAAAGAAAAUCCUACAAA
Molecule: messenger RNA, 2974 nt
Organism: Amaranthus tricolor (Joseph's coat)
Lineage: Eukaryota; Viridiplantae; Streptophyta; Magnoliopsida; Caryophyllales; Amaranthaceae
Exons: 16
Coding region: 194-2374 (726 amino acids)
Biological process (GO): N-terminal peptidyl-methionine acetylation
Cellular component (GO): NatC complex
Source: RefSeq, a predicted model, not a curated record